UUGUUUUUUUUUGUUCUAGAUUCUGGAGAUGUGUGCAGCCCCAGGUUACCAGACCACACAGAUCUUGGAACAAGUCUUAAACAGCCCUAAAAAGAUACCUGAUGGCUUUGUUGUGGCCAAUGAUAUAGAUUUUAGGAUUAACUACAGAUGGUCACAAGGAACCAAUGUUUUUUUCACACAUGAAGAUGCAAAGAAAUUUCCUGACUUGUAUACAACAGAAGAGGUAUGCUUCCUUCAAAAAAUCUUAGUACAUGUGUUAUUAUUUCUGAAUUUCAAAAUUUCUGGAACGCUCAAAACUCUUUUCUACAUAACAGUGUACAAACACAGUAAUGCUUAAUACAGGAUUUUAGGA
Messenger RNA from Ruditapes philippinarum (Manila clam), 352 nucleotides. RefSeq names its product tRNA (cytosine(34)-C(5))-methyltransferase-like. NCBI's taxonomy places the organism in Eukaryota, Metazoa, Mollusca, Bivalvia, Venerida, Veneridae. Bases 29 to 337 code for a protein of 102 amino acids. The record is from RefSeq and is a predicted model, not a curated record. The transcript has 2 exons.